UGUCAGGGAGGUUUAUGUCGACGGUAGCGGACACGCUUCAACUUCAAACCGGGGUACUACAUCGAGAGACGCUAUUGUCAUCACAAUAACCCUCCCGGUAAUCCUUAGGGAGACCGGAUAAGCGCGUAACAGAUCGGCCAAUUGGCUUUUAAUCGAUGGAGCUAUUUGUGAGAGCAGGCGAGCCGUUUAAGGUGAGGUCUCGUUAAAGAUAGCAGCUUGUGUGGGUUGCCGUCGGUGUAGUGAAAGUGCCUGCACAGAUUAAAAACCAGACCUGCUGUGCUUCAACAACCAGGAGAAAGACCCGCUGGAGAUAUCUCACAAACAUAUUUUCUGCUUUCUCACACCGAGAAGACAUCCAGAUAAAGGUGACCGGACAGUUCACCUAACAAGUUGUGUGGAGGAUUCUGAGAGGAACCCAAAUUUUAAAAUGCCCGUGGCAACAUCCAGCUCUGACUCUGCCAUGCAUCAGGCCUUGGACACACUGAGUGACAGCACAAGCUCCACGACAGCCAACGACCUGGACCUCAUCUUCCUCAAAGGCAUCAUGGAGAGCCCAGUGGCCCAUGAGCAGUUUGAGGAGCCCAAGCUGGAGGCGGUGAGGGAGAACAAUGUAGAGCUGGUCCAGGACAUCCUGAAGGAGCUCAGCCCGCUCGCACUGAGCAGCCAGGCGGCCGACGAGCUGGUCCGCAUCUUGAAGGAGCCUCACUUCCAGUCCCUCCUCGAGACCCAUGACUCUGUGGCAUCCAAAAACUACGAGACUCCUCCCCCCAGCCCCUGUUCCUUCAUGGAUGCAGCCCUCAACAACCAGCCUGUUCCUCCAGACGCAGUCAGGAUGGUGGGAAUAAGAAAAGUGUCUGGCGAGCACCUGGGAGUGACGUUUCGAGUAGAGAGCGGCGAGCUGGUGAUCGCCAGGAUCCUCCACGGCGGCAUGAUCGACCAGCAGGGUCUGCUCCACGUCGGUGACAUCAUCAAGGAGGUGAACGGCAAGGAGGUGGGCAACGACCCCAAAGUGCUCCAGGAGAUGUUGAAGGAGGCGAGUGGCAGCGUGGUGCUGAAGAUCCUGCCCAGCUAUCAGGAGCCACACACACCGAGACAGGCCUUUGUAAAGUGUCACUUUGACUACGAUCCAUCCCAUGAUAACCUGAUUCCCUGUAAGGAAGCAGGGCUGAGCUUCAACAGCGGCAACAUUCUGCAGAUUUUCAACCAAGAGGACCUCAACUGGUGGCAGGCCUGUCACAUAGAGGGCGGCAGUGCAGGUCUCAUACCGAGCCAGCUGCUGGAGGAGAAGAGGAAAGCGUUUGUGAAGAGAGAUCUGGAGCUUGCGACUACAGGUCCUCUUUGUGCAGGAAUGGGGGGCAAGAAGAAGAAAAAGAUGAUGUAUUUGACGACCAAGAAUGCAGAAUUUGAUCGGCACGAGUUGAGGAUAUACGAAGAGGUCGCCAAAGUCCCGCCCUUCAGGAGGAAGACGCUCGUUCUGAUUGGUGCGCAGGGUGUUGGUCGUCGAAGUCUGAAAAACAAGCUGCUGGUGUCGGAUUCCCAGAGAUAUGGAACCACCAUCCCCUUCACCUCCAGAAAACCAAAGGUAGAUGAGCGGGACGGCCAGAUGUACUCCUUCAUGACCCGCAGCGAAAUGGAGUGCGACAUAAAAAAUGCUCGUUUCUUGGAGCACGGGGAGUACGACGGUAAUCUGUACGGCACUAAGAUCAAUUCCAUACACGAGGUGAUAGAAACAGGAAAGAUCUGCAUCCUGGAUGUUAACCCACAGGCUCUCAAAGUGCUGAGGACGUCGGAGUUCCUGCCCUAUGUUGUGUUCAUUGAAGCUCCAGAUUUUGAGGUUCUCAAAGCUAUGAAUAGGUCAGCUAUUGAGUCAGGAGUGGUCACCAAACAGUUAACGGACUCUGAACUUAAGCGGACAGUGGACGAGAGCGAGCGCAUUAAGCGGGCUUAUGGACAUUACUUUGACCUGUGCAUCGUAAACGACGGCCUUGAGGCAGCAUUCAGAAGCCUUCGUUUGGCGCUGGACAAACUGUUGACGGAGCAGCAGUGGGUGCCUGUCAGCUGGGUGUUCUAAGAGUCGACAAAAAGGGUCACAGUUAAGGUGGACGAUUAAAUACUGGUAGCUCCAGAGGGGCUUUCUCCAUGCAGUUAAUGUCCGUGGACGUCUGUAGUGAAAGGCCGAGAGUCAUGAUUCAGUGCAAAUGACCAGCCUCAUGUAGAGCGUUUUUGUACAAACUUAGUGUUCCUCUGUUGAGCUUGUAUUUUAUUUUGAAAUUAUUUUAUAGAUAUGUGUUGAGAAGGAUUCAGAGUCCAUUCUGAGGUUUAGUGCAAAAGUGUGAGUGAGCGUGUGUAAGUUCUAAUAAUGUGAACGUAGACUUAGAAAAGAAAAGAAUAUAUUUGGCAGGUAACAGUGCUCUAUGAAGGUUGUCUUUAAAGCAUAUUAAACUUUUUAGCCUUUCCUACUUUAUGUAGUGUAAUGUUUACAUUUGACUGGUAGGUUAAAAGGAAGAAACCAAAUGUCCUAUUUGUAUCAAAUCCUCUAUUUUACCAUUUAAUCAUACAGUAUGAUUGUAUGUGCUUUAUCUUGUAUGUCUCCACUUAUUUCAAAACUGAACAGCAAUAGAUAAUUUUGAACUGAAACAUAUACAUGAUGCAAUACAUGUACGCACACACAAUCGAAUGAAUCGGAAAAUAACGCAACACAAUGAGAGCAGUGGAAAACUAAUGUUUUGCAUUCAUCUUGAAGUUUAAAAUUUGUUUUUGUUCCAUUUUUAUGUUGAUUAUUUGAUGUCUUUUUGCUGGUGUUGUUAGUUGGACAUCGAGAGGAUCAAUUGAAUGGAUCAAAAUGUCGUAUGGCUGCCCACUUGGUUCUUUUGAAGUUGUGUUUGUAGCACUGAGAACAUUUAAACUCUCAAAGGAAAACAAUAAAAAAAGCAGUAGCAGCCUGCAGUAUGCACUGAUUGUAUAAUGAAAGCAUAUUCUGUUUUAAUACAGGUUGGACCAGUGAUAAAAGUGUUUUUUUUGUCAUUUUUGGAUGUAAAAUAUUUAUCAGUGGCUUCAAGUUCAGACUUACUUUUGCCUUAACAUAGAUUGAAAGCCAAGGAAAAACUCCAUCACUGUUCCUUCAUAGAAAUAUACAAACACUGGUAACUUCUUUAAUUUUUAACUCUAUGUUCCCUCAACUUGUACGUACCGUAUUGUAAUAAAGAGAAUAUAGCCUAACAUAGAAAUACCUGGUGCUUUGAAGAUGCAGCCGCUGAGUUAGAUGAAGUUGAACAGCUACACUGUAGUUUGAUGCUCACAAAAAAAAUGUAUUAAAAUUGAAAAUGUUGAGAA
Messenger RNA from Labrus mixtus (cuckoo wrasse), 3333 nucleotides. RefSeq names its product MAGUK p55 scaffold protein 2b (gene mpp2b). NCBI's taxonomy places the organism in Eukaryota, Metazoa, Chordata, Actinopteri, Labriformes, Labridae. The coding region runs from base 428 to 2071 and encodes 547 amino acids. Gene Ontology annotation, molecular function: protein binding. Gene Ontology annotation, cellular component: cell-cell junction; plasma membrane. The transcript is spliced from 13 exons. The record is from RefSeq and is a predicted model, not a curated record.